CGGAAGGACUUUGUUAUUAUUUUGUGCGGCUGAGAAACACACGUAACUCGCAGUGUGGUCCGUUUUGGUAAACCUUAAAAAAUAUGACGUCUUCAAUAAUUCUGGCUGGUUUGGGCCUGGCUGUGGUCGGGUACGGUGGACGAAUUUUGAUGCGUCAAAUGCCGAACGCAGCAUCGAAAAUGCAGGAAGCCCUCAAAAAUAUGCCGAAAUUCGACGCGGAAAUGAUGGCGAACUCGAAAUACUACCGCGGUGGAUUUGAACCAAAAAUGAGUAAACGCGAAGCGUCACUUAUUCUCGGCGUUAGUCCAUCGGCAUCGAAAUUAAAGAUAAAAGAUGCGCAUAAGAAAAUUAUGUUGUUAAACCAUCCCGACCGUGGCGGAUCACCAUAUCUGGCGGCGAAAAUCAAUGAAGCCAAGGACUUUUUGGAUAACACGAAGUAACAGAAAUGUGAAUAGAACCAUGUAUAACAAAGGUGUACAAUAUAAUUUGUAGAAUAUAAGCUA
This is a messenger RNA of Anopheles cruzii, 503 nucleotides long. RefSeq names its product mitochondrial import inner membrane translocase subunit TIM14. Gene Ontology annotation, cellular component: PAM complex, Tim23 associated import motor. NCBI's taxonomy places the organism in Eukaryota, Metazoa, Arthropoda, Insecta, Diptera, Culicidae. Bases 84 to 440 code for a protein of 118 amino acids. Gene Ontology annotation, biological process: protein import into mitochondrial matrix. Gene Ontology annotation, molecular function: ATPase activator activity. The transcript is spliced from 3 exons. The record is from RefSeq and is a predicted model, not a curated record.